Molecule: messenger RNA, 15310 nt
Organism: Cuculus canorus (common cuckoo)
Lineage: Eukaryota; Metazoa; Chordata; Aves; Cuculiformes; Cuculidae
Gene: FAM135B
Product: family with sequence similarity 135 member B
Exons: 23
Coding region: 503-4774 (1423 amino acids)
Source: RefSeq, a predicted model, not a curated record
GGAACCUCUCCUAUAAACACUCUGUCUUCUAAGGCAUGUAUUCUUUUUUUCAAAAGACGCCAUCCAGAAGAACAAGCUCACUGAAACUGUAUGCAAUCUUCCAGAACUAUGAAUGAGAAGACUGUAUGUUGAAAUUUCCAACUGCCUUCCAGAUUUCAACCAGUCUGGGAACUGUAAGCAGCUAAACAGACGCAUGCAUCUUUAUUGCUGAAGUCUCAGUCACCUGUAGGGUUAAAGUGGCAGCUAAGAAGGCAUUUCCGGAAGCUCUCCUCCUCCUCGGCAUCGUCAGGAGCAGCAGCAGCAGCAGCCCUGGCAGGAGCCAGAGCCCAGCAGCCAGGGCUGCAGCCAGCUGCCUGCGGUCCCCUUCCUGCACUGUCACCCUGCCACAGCACCAGCACAGCCCCUGCUGCUCCCCAGAGCAGGGAAAAACAGGGGAGAGGGAGCCGAGGGAGGUGCACUGCAGAGGGAUCCCAGACAACCCAGGUGAUGACCUGAAAAAAUCAUGUCUGAGGUCCAGGGAACUGUCGAGUUUUCUGUGGAGCUACACAAAUUCCAUAAUGUGGACCUCUUCCAGGGAGGGUAUUACCAGAUAAGAGCAGGACUGAAGAUCCCAUCCAGGAUUCCCCACAGGCUGUUUGCUACAAUCGCAGGACAAACAGGUGAUUCCAGCCUUUGCUCAGCCUGCGUUCAUGAAAACAACGUUUACAGCAGAAUAUUUCAGAUUUUAUACAGAAAUGAAGAGAUCGUUCUCAAUGAAUCAAUGAACUUCAGAGUGCACCUGCUUCUGGAUGGUGAAAGGGUGGAAGAUGCAUUGAGUGAGGCAGACUUUCAGCUCAAGUUGGACCUGCACUUUACUGAUAGCGAACAACAGCUGAGAGACAUUCCAGCGAUCCCCAUGAUCAGCAGCCGUACAAUGUGUCUUCACUUCCAUGCCCGGAGAGGUCUGCACCACCAUGUUCCUGUCAUGUUUGACUAUUUCCACCUGUCAGUGAUAUCUGUCACGGUGCAUGCAUCACUGGUAGCAUUACACCAGCCUCUAAUCAGUUUUACUCGACCAGGGAAAGGUUCAUGGCUUGGUAAAGGCAAUCUGGAAGUGGGACCAGACCAGUCCAGUAUGUCAUUAGAAAAUCUAGUGUUUGGAGCUGGCUACUGCAAACCUACUUCUUCAGAGGGCAGCUUUUAUGUCCCAUCUGAAAACUGCAUGCAGCAUGCAUACAAAUGGCAUAAGGACCUCUGUCUUCUGCUCCUCAAUGCUCAAAAAGGACUGCAUAUGUACUACACCCUAAUAAUGAAGGAGAUUCCUGAUUUACCACAGCUGAAAUUGGAGGAGCUAUCUGUGGAAGAGACAUUAUCUCAGCUUUUUACGGAACUGCAGCUGCUGAGCAAUCCAGAGAAGACAGCAGAACAGAUAAGCAAGGACCUCACCUGGCUUUGCUCCCACCUCCUGGCCCUGUGGACCCAGUUCCUGGAGGUGGUAACACUCCAUCCAGAAGUCACUGCUUAUCUAGCUCAGGAACACCACAUGCUAAGGGUGAGGAGAUUCUCAGAAGCCUUCUUCUACACUGAGCACCAGAAAGUAGAUGCGCUUACGUUCCAGGAAGGCCUGAUCCAAAGUCAUGGACAGAUUUCUACAGAAAUUCGUAAUUCUGAGUACUUCACCAGCAUGCCCCCACUUCCAGCAGAAUGCCUCGAGAUAGAUGGGGACUGGAACACGCUCCCAGUUAUCUUUGAAGACAGGUACAUGGAUAUGCCUUGCAAAGAUCAGAAUUUGGAAGUUUUUCCAGAUUUUGAGGCUUCUGAAAACACUGAAACGGAUGUAAUGGAUGACAGUGAAUAUUUGACAUCAAAUGAUGCCACUGCAGUAAUGAAAGGAGACAUUGGGAAAGGUACUCUGCUAAUACACACAGACAGGAUAAACAAGAAUCCCUCCUGCAUGUACAGCAGUACUGAAGGUGCUGCUUAUACAUCUAAGGGUUUAAACCAGCAUUCCACAUCUCAGGUAUGUACAGCGAACAAAGAAGACCAAAGGAAACCUGAAAAUAUUUUUGUUUCAAGUAAGGGAACUACUUUUGACUCAGAGAAAGGCAAUACAGAAUGCACUUCAGACGACUUUAAAACACCCAUGGAAGUUCUAUUAAAAGACAAUACAUUUGUGGCAGAUGUUAAUUAUGGAGAUAUGAAACCUAGCAAUAAGGAUUCCCACAAAAGUGAGACCAUGUUAAAUGUCAGUGCUCAGUAUGAGGGUGAAACAUUUAGAACUGAUGGCUUGGAAGACAGGACUGAAAUACAGGAAAUAUACGAAUCUAGUCAUCCUGAGAAUAAUUUCACUUCAUCUGACCUUGCACUGAAUGAAUUAACCAGUCUUGAAAAAACAGAAAAUCCAGACAACAAGGCUCUGCUCCCUGUUUUGAAAACUAUGCCCACAAACACUUUUGAAGUGAAAUUGUUCACAAAGGAGCAACGAGGUGAGGAGAGUGAAGAAUUUACCCUGACGUCAGGGGUUAUAAAAAGAUCCUCCUCUGUAAUAUCUGAUUCAGGAAUUGAAAGUGAACCAAGCUCAGUGGCAUGGUCUGAUGCUCGUCGCCGGGCAUUGGAACUUCCCAGUGAUCGAGAGAUCUUGCACCACUUGGUACGAAGACAUGUCAUCCACCGAAAUUCCCUGGAGGGUGGCCACACAGAAAGCAAUACCAGCUUGCCCAGUGGGAUCCAAGCGUCUCUUACAUCCAUUAGCUCUUUGCCUUUUGAGGAAGAGGAGAGGGAAAUGGAGCUUACCAAGCUGACCAAAUCUGUCUCAGCUCCUCAGAUCAGUAGCCCAGAAGAGCCUGUGGAGGAGGUGGAUAUAUCCAAACACAGUGAAGUAAUCUCAGGAGGUUCAGGAGGAAGCUUCAAGAGUUGCACAGAAACAGAGGAUGGAGAUGGGCAAUUAGUCAUGAACUUUUCACGGUGUCAAGCAACAAAUGAAAGUGGACAAUUAGAACCAAGAGGACAUCUCAAACCUUCUGUCGAACACAGUAGCAAUAACAUUCAUUUACAAGGUGAGGAGGUGAAGGAAGGUUUUCCAGAGACUUAUUGUAGUUUGGAGAGUGCAAGGCUACCUGUUUGCCCAAAGCUGCUCAGAGAUAAUGUCUCUGAAUGCCAGUCACUGGAGAGCAAUGAUGAAUGCAGCUUAAAAACUCCAAGCGUUUGUAACUACUUGGACAAAAACAUGGAUAAGUUUGAUACAUGUAUCGAGGAUCCAAAGGACAAACUUAAGCCACACAAUUUAAAAAUACAACAAGGCUUUUACUCCAAUAACAGAACUUCAGGAGAGGAGAGUUUCUCAGAAAGAGUAAAGCUGGAAGCAGAUUUUCACUAUUCUGUUCCAGCUCCUUCAGAGUCUUCAACUGAGUUUGGCUCAAUGCAGGGAGAGUGUGGUAGCUCUCUUGCUGCUGAGAGCCCGGCAGUCUAUGCAGAAAUGCCAGCAUUACAAGAAAUUGAGCUCAAUGACUCACCUGCCUCAGCAGACCCUGCUGCAGGAUACUACCAGGCUGAAUGUCCUAAGGAACCUGACAGCCAUGAACAUAAACUUCAGGCUAAUGGCACUGAUUUUCAUUCAGCUACAACAGAGGGAGUAGCCCUGGAAAGCAGAAAGGCUGUUGAUGUGGUUAACCUGUCUGUCUCUUGCACAGCCACGUGUCUUCCCUUUUCUUCUGUGCUCAAAGAAACACCUGCUGUGGUCGGUUUCUCUACAAAGCAGGCUGCAUUCCCCAUCACACGCCAGCCUUUGGGCUCUUUUGGAGUUGUCUCUUCUAAUUCAAAUGAAGUGGAUGAAGAGAUCAAUGAAAGGAUGCUGAAUUUUUAUCAGGCCAAAGAGAAAUUUAAAAAAGAAAUGAAGAUUGAAGGAUUUCUGUACAGUGACUUACCUGUACUAGCUUCUGAUAUCCCAUAUUUUCCACCAGAGGAAGAGGAAGAAAAUCUGGAAGAUGGAAUUCAUCUAGUUGUCUGUGUCCAUGGAUUGGAUGGUAACAGUGCAGAUCUGCGGCUGGUAAAGACUUUUAUAGAACUGGGACUCCCUGGUGGAAAUCUGGACUUCCUAAUGUCUGAAAGAAAUCAGACUGAUACUUUUGCUGAUUUUGAUACAAUGACUGACCGAUUAUUGGAUGAAAUUAUUCAGCAUAUCCAGUUGUACAACCUCUCCAUAUCCCGAAUAAGUUUUAUUGGACAUUCCCUUGGUAACGUCAUUAUUCGAUCUGUACUAACUCGCCCCAGGUUUCGCUAUUACCUCAACAAAUUACACACCUUCCUUUCCCUCUCUGGACCUCAUCUGGGAACCCUGUACAACAACAGUACUUUGGUUAGUACAGGUCUAUGGCUCAUGCAAAAGUUGAAAAAGUCAGGGUCACUUUUGCAACUGACUUUCAGGGACAAUGCAGAUCUACGCAAAUGUUUCCUCUAUCAGCUCAGCCAAAAAACGGGUCUUCAGUACUUUAAAAAUGUUGUGUUAGUGGCUUCACCUCAAGACAGAUAUGUACCAUUUCAUUCAGCAAGAAUAGAAAUGUGCAAAAAUGCACUUAAGGACAGACACACAGGUCCUGUUUAUGCAGAAAUGAUCAACAACCUGCUUCAGCCUUUGAUUGGGGCAAAGGAUUGCACUUUGAUCAGACACAACGUGUUCCAUGCUCUGCCAAACACCGCCAACACAUUGAUAGGCCGGGCUGCUCACAUUGCCGUGCUGGAUUCUGAACUUUUCCUGGAGAAGUUUUUCCUUGUGGCAGGACUCAACUACUUCAAAUAGUGCCUGAAGUACAGGGUAACAGAGGCAAAACUUGAGAAGAAUGGAGAAGAAUCCCUUAGCCAAAAGACUGCAGUGUUCGAAAUGAGAUCAGGUGGGACUUCCAAACUCUCAAUUUCCACUUCUGUUUCAGAGAAUAAAGUGCUAUGGCUUUAAGACAUACAAGCUUCCAAAUACUGGUGCUUUUGGAAGAAAUAGAUAUUCCUCUUCAGUUUCUGUAUUCUUUGUUCAAAUAAAGACAUGAGCCACUUCUGAAGUACAGUAUCAGAGUAAGAAGGCUAAAUGUGAUUGGACCAAUAUGAUUCCCAUUUCUCCUGAAUAUUAACCCAGGAACUUGGCUGUCCUUGAUUUAAUGCUUAUUUACCUAUUAACAAAUACGUAUUUGUAGCACUUUUGGGUAGCUAACACAAGAGGAAACAAGCAUAUAUGAACUCAGGUUAAAACCUACUUUGUGAUUAACUGAGUAGUCUAAAAAACAUUUAUGAAAGUUUCAAUGUUUUCAUUUGUUGAAAGAAAAUAUUUUGAUGUUUCCAUUACUGGUAAUUAUUUGUAACAUAAGUACAUUCAAAUAAUGGAAAAAAGUGAUAUAUUUAACAUAGAACAAAGAAAUCUUGAUAUCUGUCUUUUAAAAAAAAAGAAAAAAAAGAACCCCAAAACUUUAAGUAGGGAAGGAUUUUUUUUUCGAAUUAGAAGUGACCAAACCAAGAGGCUUCUAUUGGGUUAUUUGUAACAUAACAGUGGCAUCUGUUAACAUUUCUUCCAUUUACUUUUAUAUAGGAUCAUCAUUGUGCUUGUUAUAAUCCUAGAGGUAAAAUUUUUACAUUUGCAUUUGUAUCCCAGUACAUUUACUCCAACAAAUCUUUAUUUUUUUAUAAUGUAUUACUCUGAUAUGAAAUUCAAAAUCUAGCCAAUAAUACCCUUACAAAACCAAAUCAGAUGAAAAUAGGCUGGAGGGAUAGAGUGGUAAGGAUUGUGGAAAGCUUAAAAAAUGUAAGGAUGUCUCCUUAGGCUGCUCUGCGAAGUUAUACUAAUUCUCAUUUACAGUGUUAUAUAAAGUUCUAAUUAUUAUAUAUUAUUACAGGUGGUUGAAACAUUUGAAACUUUAUUCAUAAAAGGAGAUACAAGGUUUUUUUAAGGGUUUGGAAAAGUACCCAUUUUUCACUUUUUUAGGUUUAUUUUCAAUUUCUCAUUAAAAUUUUUAACAAAAGGUUAUCAGAUUUAAAGUGACAAAUUUCAAUAACUUCUAUACAUCUUCAUAGUAUUUUGAUAAAUUUUCAAUAUCACGGCAUUCUUUUUUUCAAAAAAGAGAAAGUGAAUAAUUCUCUACAAUUACGUUUAUUUGGAAGGCAGACCAUUUUUUUAAUGCCAACAUUAUUUGUUUAAAAACAUAAGCGACCAACCCUCUAUAUCUUGUGACACAAACUAUAAAGAAAUGACAGUAGUGUUUUCAAGUAUUUAAAAUCUUGUCAGUAAAUUAAGAUCAAAAUAGUGGAGAUUUCUGAAAUGAGAGUCAAAAGUUGACAACAAAAAUCCUUGCAACCACAGAGAAAUAGCUAUACAUGAAAAAGUAAAACUAGGUUUUCUUUACAAAAGAAGAAAAAAGGAAUACUUACACAAAAUUAGUUCAAGGAAAGAGUUGCUAGCAGGCUGGUUAAUGCUGCUAAAGAACAAGACUGGUUUGACAAUGUAGAUGUGCUUUUAAAACAGGAGGAGGAAGAAGGAAGAUACAAAAAGGUGAGACUAAAAUCAGCUGAAAAUUGGAAGGCAUAUUACACCUAAAAAUCAUCUGCUCCUCAAAGGGGUAGAAAUUAUAUAGAAACAGUUAGAUGGUACAUCUCAAUACUGACAUUUUAAAAAUAAUUAAAUAUUACCUCAGUACUUAAAUUAAAUAGGUAGUUACUAUUUUAUCCCUUUUUUCACUUUUAUAAAUUGACAGUUUAAAUCUAAAAGCUGGAUUUACCCCGUUAACUAAUAAGUUCUGUCUGGGAUCAAGAACUUCUGGUUCCCACUUCUUUUUUGGGAAGUCUUUAUCACUUUAUGGACUCAACAUUUUAGUGCCAGAUGAUAGACUUCCAUAUCACAGCUUACUUCUUCCUUGGUAAAUUGUUUACAGAGUUCUCAAUAUAAUUGGACACGUAGAUUAAGCUAUUAUGCAGUACAUUGGUGUUGAGUCACAGACAUGGACUUAGAGUCUUUUGAGUUGGAAGAAACCCUAAGUAUCAUUUAGUUCCAACCCCACUGCCAUGGGCGGGGAUGCUUCCCACUAGGCCAGGCUGCUUAAAGCCCCGUCCAACCUGGCCUUGAACAUUUCCAGUGAGGGGACAUCCACAAGGGGUAUGUGAGAAACAACAAAGUAUAACAAUCUCCAACCAUCAACAAGUUUCAGAGUGAUGUAUGAGUGUUUGCUCCUCUUUUAGAAAUUGUUUGUGAGUCUGCCAACAGAAGUUUUAUUUUAAAACAACAUUAAGAGAGGUUAGUUCACACAUAUGUACAUCUAUGGGGGCAGUGUUUAAAUUCUUAAGUGAAGCUGUCAUAUUCAGGAAGGAAGGAAGGAAGGAAGGAAGGAAGAUACACCAGCAAGGGUCCAUUUCACAGAAUAAUAGAAUGGUUUGCAUGGGAAGAGACCUUUAAAGGUCAUCCAGCGCAACCUCCUUGCCAUAGUCAACCAUCAGGUUGUUCAAAGCCUCCUUCAACCUGACCUUGAGCACUUCUCAUGAUGAGACAUCCACAAUUUAUUUCUCUGUGCAACCUGCUCCAAUGACUCACUACCCUCAUAAUAAAAGGAAUUCCUUAUAAAGAAUUGGAAAGCUCAACAUGGAGUAGUAUCAUCUCACUUAACUUUAGGAAACUGUAGUGCAGAUGUCUGUUUGUGGCCUAAUAGAGGAAGUUUAACUCCUUUUUAAUCAGUGGAAGGAAAUAUACACUUUUACAGUGUCACUUAACAGAUACAAAUUACUUUCCUGAUCUGAUUUUCUUUGUCUGUUCUUUUAACACUGACUACGCAGGAUAUCAGAUUUAGCAAUCUACUUGCUGGACACCUACAAUUGAUCAGAUGAAUCCCACACAGUGCUGCUAUUUUCCCCAAAGGCCCAAAGAAGGGAUAUUCUGCUUUGAAAUAGCUCCUGGCCCUUGAACUGGUCUCUUUUUUCAGUGACAAUUAUCUAGCUUGGAAUGGCACAGUAAUUCUGGAAGAAGGAAGAACUAAAACUUACCCAGUUUUAUGGACAAGUUCAUAGAAGAUCAUGCUGAACAGACACAAGGAUGCUUAGACUUAUUUUGAAUCUCUAUUUCAUACAUAAAUAAAAUUUAUAUAUAAGCAGUCUAUAGCAUUUAAAAGGAUUGGCAUUAACUAUUUUUAAAAAACUUAAACACUUGAAAACUGCGAUUUUAACAAUUCAGUGGAUAUUAUGUCUUUAUUAAUAGCUGAAUUAAUUUUUUCCACUAUUUUUUAUCUCCUCGAGCCCCACUUUUGAAAGGAUUAAAUCUCUUCUGAAAUGGAAGAUUUGUUUCUUGCAUAUGGAUGCAAUGAAAUUGUGGUAAUGACUAAGUGUGAGGAGACAAGGGACAGAAAAUUUUAAGGAUAGAAUUUAGCCUGUCUAAUUUCAUCACCUAAUUUGUGUUUAAAAAUUAGUUGCAAAAUGAAUUUGUUCUACUAAAACAAAAUAAAAGUUUGAAUUUGUCUAUGCAGUCAAUGAAGAGAGGUAGGUACUAUUGAAAGGCUGCAGGAGUGACCCUGUUUUCAGCAUUGGUAGAAUUUGGGGUUACUUACAUCUCUUUCCUGACCAGGGAUUUUAUAUGAUAAGACUCACAUUUUGAGUGUUUAAGACAUAGACAAAAAUUAGACGCUCAGCAUUUGUGGACUGAACAAUAUACUUAAUUAUUAUCACUAGAGUUUUUGAGACUUAGGUGUAAGUUUUAACUGUUCAGCCUGAUCAAAACGAAAACUGAAAUUAAUUAGGCUCCUCUAAAAUUUGGCACAAAAUUUGUCUUUUCCCAGUCUCCAACAGAUGCCCAUUUUCUCUUUAAUAAAAUUGUUAAUUUGUUUUUAAAAUCAGGUCUAUCCACUGACAACAGAGGAAGUUGAAAUUGCUUAUCUUUAAAGGAUUAUACUCUAAAGGCUUUGAACCUAAGCACAGAGGUUUGGAAAUUACUAACAUGAAUGCUUAUCACUAUUUUACUUCCAAGCGCUUCAUAAAUAUCUGCUGACUGAUCCUCUUCAAUGUUCCCUUGCCAGAGAAGAGCUAUACUUGAGAGAGAAACCUACCACAACACUAUGUGAAAAGUGGGAAUUCAAGCCAAAGAUUUCAUUAGAAUUUGUAGAUUUUACUUUCUGCUUGCUAAAAAAAAAAAACAACCAAAAAAACCUCUUCCUUUCUGCCUUUGCAUUUGAAAUAGCUAAGCGGGUGUGCAGGAAAAAGGUGAGAAGGGGUUAGAACCCUCUGAAGGUUUAUGCAAAUAUACCAUAAAACUUCAUGUAUCAUCAACAGUAACAGGGCACUUCUGCAGCAGUCUCAGCCUGUCAAUAUAUGUCAGCCUAGCUGAAUUAUUAUCUUCUUUGUAGAUUUAAAUUUCUGUUUAAAGCUUAUCAUUAUAAUAGUUUAACAUAUUUCACUCCAGCUGUUCAUUUAUAUACUAAGGGUCAUGUCCAUGGACAACUCGUAUGUAGUGUUUUGUUUUAUUUCAGUGCAUAUGCUCAGCAAUUUUGAUUUUGGAUGGUGUUAAGUAAUUGACAGUUUCUAUCUCAAUCUUUAAUAUUUAUUCUAUACCAUAGGAUUUCAAACUCUGCAAUAAAAUUGGAGGAAGAUAGAGGUUGGCGAGGGCUGCCAUUGCUCAGGGACUACUAGCUUGGCAUCAGUUGGUGUUGAGCCUUUUUUUUUUUUACAUCACUUGUUUUUCUUGUUAUUGUUGUUCUGUUUUGGUUUUAAUUUUUCUCUCUUUUUUAUUUUUUUUCCCCCACACUCCUUUUUUAAUUAUUAAACUUCCUUUAUUUCAACUCAUUCAUUCUUGCACUUCUAUCUUUUAUAUUCUCUCCCCCAUCACACUGAGAGGUGGUGUGAGGUUGCAGCCGUGCAGUUCUUAUCUGCUUACCUGGAUUAAACCAUGUCAAAUUUGGACAAAUCCAGUCCUUCAAGCUGCAUUUUACGUGUGUGAUGUGGAGUUUUCAUUAAGUGACCCAACACUACUUUUCCCAGAAUUCAAGCUUAUCCUUCAUAAAUCCUUAGUGGGAAGCUGAAGUACAGAUCUCCCGGUUAAUUUGGGGGACAUAAAUACACUAGACAGAAGAUUAUUUGCUGAUUUCGGAUAGAUGUUCUGAUCCAUUCACACUUGUAUACUCCAGUCUGCUUCACACAAUCUUUCAACAAUCUUUCAGCACAAUUUCACUGUAUCAUUGUCCUAUGCUGCCAAUUUGACUUCCUUCCUUCCUUCCUUCCUUCCUUCCUUCCUUCCUUCCUUCCUUCCUUCCUUCCUUCCUUCCUUCCUUCCUUCCUUCCUUCCUUCCUUCCUUCCUCAGAACAGAAAUCUAGAAAUUAAGGAACCAUUGUCAUGGAUAUGAUCAGCUUCUCUGAAAUGACAGAACUAAGGAAUGGAUAUAAUCCUCUAAAGAAAAUAAAAGGAAAAUAUAAAUCUUUGCAUAUAAAAUGUUCUAUAGGCCUGAUCCAGCUCAUUCUGAAAUUAAUUCAAAGCUCUCAAUAUCACAGAGCUCCUUGCCAUGGUGAAUAUUUAGUUGGUAUGUCUUGCUCCAGAGUCUCUGAAGACAGUGUGAAUGUGCAUUCAUGAAUAUAUUCAGCACUGCCAUUCCACUUAUCCAGGAGUUAAUAUGUUCACACAUUCAUUCUAGUCAAUUUUCUCAACCUUCUAUAUGAGAAUUUUUAUCGACCUAUCCAAAUAUAUUGCAGAUCACAGAAUAUUUUUUUUCAGAAGGAACUGCUGGAAGUCAUCCAGUCUAACGCCUGUUCAAUGCAAGAUUGUUAAGAGCAUCAUGGUAAGGUCAGCCACGUCUUUUUCUUGCUGAGUCUUGAAAACAUUUAGUGAAGGACAUACUAAAUAUUCUCUGAAAUAUGUUUUCAACUGCUGUUCAUCACUCCUAAGGAAAAAAAAAGUAAAAUUAAAUAAUUUUUUAAAAUCUAAUUAAAACUUCCCAAGCUGCAGCUUCUUGCUGUUAACUUUUAUUAUACCACAGGGAAGAUCUUGCUUCUAGUGUUUUUGUAAAUCCCUUUUCAGUACCUACAGACAGCUCUUAGAUUGUCAGUUGGUCUCCUCUUUGUCAGAUUAAACAAGCCUAACUCUCAACUGGUCUUCAGAAGCCACUUGUUUAGACUCCUUAACAUCUUGGUAGGCCUUUGCUGAGCUUUUUCCAAUUUCUUAACCUUGAACUGAGUUUAGGAGGCUCCAGGUACUGGCAGACUUCCUUGGAUGAUAACUUUGGUGAAGACUAAUAAAUUUUUCCUGUGCAGGAAGGACUCACUGGCUUUUGGCUCUCAUCACAUCCUAUUCCUAUCUGAAGUUCUAAUGUGAAGAGCUGAAGCUGUUCUCUGCUUUCCACAAUUUGCAAGCUUCCAGCUUGCAUUGCCCUAUAAGUUCAUCUUUUCUUCUUGCUCCUGUGUUGUCUUGGUUAAGGUAAUCACACUACCACAGGAAGAACUGUGACCCAUGGCAUAUCAACAUUAUUUAUGGGCUCUUUUUUCAGCACACAAUACAUCUGUAUGCAUGUGUGUGUCCCCGCCAUUGCACCCUUGUCAUGCUCACUGCAAAGCUAAUUGUUUCCAUCCUGGUUUUAUACAUCUUAUUUGAGGUCAUCUUAGUCGCUGGCAAGCCUUAGGCACCGAUAGUGACAAAGCCUGAUAUAAGUCUGCACUAUCCUUGCAUGACAGACAGUGAUGAUCACUUCCCUUGAGAACGUCAAAUCCAAGGCAUGCUGCUUCCUGAUAGUUUCUGGUCUGAAAGAGCUGUUUCUGCUGUUUCUUCUUCUCUAUUUGAAUAAGACUAUAUCACGCAUAUGUACCUCCCUAAGAGAAAUCCAUGCACUGAAUAGAAACGUUAAUGAAAACAGUUUAAUCGGUGUAGAGCUGCUUUAAAUGCAGAUGAGCCAGUCUUUUUCUGCAUAGGAUGAAACAUAAAGAAUAAAUAUGUAUAAACUCUUAUGCAAAAGGUCAGACAAAAUUGACUUCUUUUACAACCUUGAAACUUGAAUUCAACUCUAUUUUCACCCAAAGUGCUGCAAGAUCCUAUUAUCUGUGUAGCAAAUUAACCACAACUGUCAAAAAAUUGGUUUUCACACAUAUGUAUCUGUACCAGAAGUCCAUUGGCUAUACGCAUGGGGCUGCAGAUCUUGAAGUAGCUUCUGCCUCUGAAAAUAUGCAACUGUGACACGGUGAAUAGUGCCACCCUUAUUGCAAUUCAGCAUGCCUUUCAGUCUUUGAAAGCUAUCAGCUACAAACACAUACAGCUUAUCCAAAGCGACCAGAAAACCUCCACAUAAAAGAUGAGUCUCAAACAAUUCCUUUUUUUGGAGUGGGUGGGUUGAGUACUGCGACAGGCUUGUUUAUUCUAUACUUCCCAUAAAUGGGGUUACACUAAUAAGUAUACAGCUUCUGGUGCUGAAAGCCCCAGUAUUUCAAUUGUCAUGACAGUUGCUAGCAACUAAUUUAAGGAGUUUUUCAUCCCUUCUUGAAAGCAUAAGUGCUAGUAGAAAUCUACUUACCCCAGUCCAGGAGAAAUGCUCACUUACUCUUUGCUAUUUUCAUAUGGAUAAGACUAACUGCAUCAUUACUAGCUGUGGAAAGGUGAAAGACAUUUCUAAUACACUAUGAUACAUACAGUUACCUGCACUGGAAAGGCUGAAGAAGAGACUGUGGGAGUCAUUUUGAUCUAAAGUGUGCAUCGCUAUCAGUUAAAAUCAUUGUGCAAAAUAUAUGUAUACAUAAAAUAUCUUUUCCCUUAUGGAAUUAUGUUCACAUAUGUAACGAAGGUGUGUUCUAUAUACAUUGUAUGCGUGUCAUACCAUACUUAGAAGCUGUUGGUGAUUAUUGAGUCUAACAGUUUUCUUCUCUCCUUGGGAGAGUUUAUUUUGGUUAUCCUCCAGAGCUCCUGUGAAGGAGUGGUUUUCUGGCUUCAUCAGCCUCAUUGGAGGACAGAUAUUGUUUUGUAUAUAAUUUGUCAAGCUCUUGGCACAUCAUUAGUCAACUAAUCUUAUCUAAGCAGUCUUGAAUUUGAUGUCUGUUAUCUCCCACCUCCAUGGUUUCCGUAGCCAAUGCAACAUGUCAAACUGAGCUGCCCUAUCUGCUGAAACAGGAAGGUUGUCACAAUUUUUUUAAUUUUCUUUGACAUCCAUCCUCUUCAAUGAAGUGUUCAUUUUUAAGCUGAUAGACCAAUGAUUUAUCAGCUUUGUCACUAUUCUCACUGAUUUUAGACUUGUAUGUAUUAGACUGUGCACUCAGUUUGGGAAAUUAGCUAUUUCCUUUUUCUGACAUUAAAUCUUCUUAUGAAGUAUGAGGGAGAUCAGUCUAGACUCCUUUGCAACUGCAUGUCUGAAAUAAAAAGAAACUACUAAAACACCACUAGAAAUUUGUAGUGUUCUCUAGGUAUAUUUUCCACUGUGUUUGUUUUGCCAAGAAAGAAGACACAUCAGUGUUUUGUCCCUUGCCUUUUAGGAUCUCAUGAUUAAGGGUGUGAGAAAGUGAAGGUAAACCCUCUGUCUGUUUAUGAUAUGACAGGAAUAUACUCCAACAAAGUGGGCAGUUAUGAUGGAGAAAGCAUAAAAGAAUGGUUUCUCACACCUUAUCCACUUCACCAAAAUUUAAAAAUCCAGAAUAUUACUGUAUGUUUGGGAAAAGCAUUGAGUCAAAAUCCAAACAUGGAUCAUUAUAGUCCAAAACACAAAGUUCAUAUCUACAUUGAAAUUUAUGUCUACGUUUUUUUUACUUGUAUUUGUCUCUGAUAGUAAGCUCCCUUAAAUACUGAACAGUUUGUCCCAUGAUUAGAUUUCUUAAACAAUGAUUUCUUUAUUAUUAACAGUAUUUUAACCACAGUCUUAGACUAAAGCCUCAACCAUCUUCAUGAAUCCCUUAAUAAAUAAUCAAUACAGUCCUUCUUUAAAAAAAAAAAAAGUAAAAUUAAGCUUAGUAGACAGAAUUACUUCUGGUGAACAGCACAAGCCUUAACUGGGAAAACUUCCCUGCUGGAGGACCUUCUUUCUUCUUUUGAGGGAGCAUAUGGUAAUUGAUCUUUAAUGUAAGCAAACCAAGGAAAUACGUGAAUCCUGUACGCUCUCUUCUCCCUCUGUUCCACAGUGCAAAUUCACACUCAGGUACUUAAUAAUAGAAAAUUGCAAAUUAUAUUCCAAAUAAAACAUAUAUGUGGGGCAGGUAUUAACUGAUGCCAUAUCUUUCCCUAUGUGCAAUGCAUAAACACAAUUACUUAGUUUUUGACUCUAGAACUAUUAUCUUUGUUUGAGGGUCUUGGAAAACUUUAAUUAAACUCUCUUUAAAGAGUAUUAAAAUUGUUACCCUUAAAAUCAGGCUCUAUUUUUUUGAUAGUUAACAUCAGCAAGGUCAUCAGAAAUAACUUCUCAGUUGUACGGUACCUAUUCAAAUUUAAUGCCUUACACUGCCGGGUUAAUUCUCAGCACAAAGGUAACACCUAAAAUUGGACCUUCAUUAUCCUUCAACUAACAUGUGGAAUAGAAUUUCAUGGACAGGAUUAAAGUUCUGUGAAGAUCUUUAUCCUAUGCUUCAAAGAGUUAGGUUUUACUUAUUUUAUUCAUAAGAAGAUACACCUUACAAUUGAAAUCUACUAUUUCCUGUAAAUAAUUAGCUCUAGAAGUGGUUUUCUUUAAGCACACUUAUACAGCUUUAAGUUAACAAGGACAAAGCUAGAGAAAUUUUAAAAAGAAAUUAUAUCUUUUCUUCAGAUAUGCAACUGAUGGAUAAUAUUGGGCUGAGUUUCAAGUAAUUAAUUUUUAUUUUAAGCAGUUUAACUUUUUUUUUUUUGUAAAAACUAUUAAAAAUCAAGAGGCUGACCCCUGGACUUACUAAUUAUUUGCACUCCUGCGUAGUGGUUGUAAAAUACUAACCUAGGUAUACAUGCCCAUGUUUGUGUACAUCUGCUGCAAAGCAAUGCGUUAGAGAUAUAUUGUUCUUCAAGUACUUCCUUUAAGGCUGAUUGUUCAGAGCAAGCAAAAUGCAUGACAGAACCGAUGCAUGAAACAGUAAAUACGAUGUUCUGAAAAUAUGGAUUUAAAGGGAGUAACUUGAUACUGAGACUGAACGUUGCAGAUGAAUACUCCAUGGUACUUGUAAUCACAUUUUUGUGGUCUGAACAUAAGUGCAACUUAUUCUGUCAUGACACACUAAAGGUUGCACUUUUAAAUGAGACAUUAUUACAUUUGAUUGAGGUAGUUAUGAUUCUCACAAAUUAUACUUCAAAUCAGACAGAAGAGGCAAUAAUUAGAGGCUGUGAGCUUGGAAAAUCUGUACUACUUAUUUUUUUAUUUGUUUAUUUUUAAGACACCGGGAUUUACAACACAUGAUCCAUCUGUCU